Columba livia (rock pigeon) is the source of this 724-nucleotide messenger RNA. It is a transcript of the gene MRPL50, whose product is annotated as mitochondrial ribosomal protein L50. Bases 127 to 597 code for a protein of 156 amino acids. Lineage: Eukaryota; Metazoa; Chordata; Aves; Columbiformes; Columbidae. The transcript has 2 exons. The record is from RefSeq and is a predicted model, not a curated record. Gene Ontology annotation, cellular component: mitochondrion; mitochondrial large ribosomal subunit.
GGGGGAGGGGCGGCUCGGGGCGACCGUUAACGGCCGGCGCCCUCAGCCCGCGCGGUGGGACUGCAGCUCCCGUGAGGCAGUGCGGAGAGGGGCGGAAAUACGUCACUCCCCGGUGACUCGCGGAGCAUGGCGGCGGCGCUGCAGGUGCUGGGCCGGCGGGCGGCCCUCGGUGUUCCGGCGCGAAGGGCGUUCUGGGGCGGCCGGAGGAAGGAGGAGAAAGAAGUAGCAGCAGACAAAAUAGUUCUUCAAGAGAAAAGUGAACCCAGCCCGAUCUGUCCCCCACCACGCAGCAGAAAGUAUCAUCCUCCAGAAGAUAUACAGAGCUACCUUGAGUCUCACGUCAAGGAGGUUUUUGGACCCUCCCUUCCGGGUAACUGGCAGCAAACACCCCUCAAAGAAAACAAGUUAAAGUAUCGCCUCCUGGCUCAACUGGCAGCAGAGCUUGGUCACGCUGUCCCAAAUUCACAGCUCCACCUGAUGUGCACUGCCGAGGAUGUCUUGAAUUUCUAUAGCACUCCUGUCAAGGAUGCGUCCAAGUUUGAUGAACUGUGCGCCUCAGAGCUGCCCCCAAACCUUAAGAUUGUCUGGAAACAGUGAGUCACACCACAAAGCGUUGCUUUGCUGUGCCUGUGUUCCUAAGGCAGGGCUGCAGAGCAGUAGAGCCAUUUCAAUGUGGUAGCAACUAAAUGCAUUAAUAUCGCUAAUAAAAGUUCAUUUAGUUGUC